Messenger RNA from Westerdykella ornata, 4672 nucleotides. RefSeq lists its product as uncharacterized. Lineage: Eukaryota; Fungi; Ascomycota; Dothideomycetes; Pleosporales; Sporormiaceae. The record is from RefSeq and is a predicted model, not a curated record. The transcript has 3 exons. Bases 299 to 4474 code for a protein of 1391 amino acids.
GCACUCGUUGCUUCCUCCUGUGCCUACAGCAUACCACCACCAUCACCUCCCGCCUCGGAACAGCGGCCGCCUCCUAUAGAAGGCCUUCUUCUUCCAUUUACUUCGUCCCUGAGCUUGUCCGCACUCAGAAAGGCUUCCAUCACCGCCGCUACAAGCUCCGCUGGUACACGUCGAAGGCGAUCCACCGUCGCCCACACCGCUAGCUUCUCCGCAGCACGACGCAGUCGACGUUUCUGCGGAGGCGCCUCCUCUUCCUCGUGGCGAUUCUUAGGACCUGAAAAUAGUUAGGCAAAUUGUUAUGGCAGAGCAGAUCGCCCACGAUGUGGUAAAGGAAGCACAGUCGAUGGGUGGCCCCUCGCCCAUCGACGAUACUGCGACGUCUACCAACACUCCCGCCGGCGACGGCAAGGCGCCCUCGGAAACCCCGAACGCCCAACCCAGAUACACAGAUACCGAAACCGAGAAGGAGAGUAGAACAGAAGGGGCCGCUGGUACUGCAACAGACACAUCGGAUAAGGCUGGUCCAGAUGCUCCGGACGUAAGUCAGAGUCCCCCGCUGGCUCGCCAUAUUGACAAAGUACAGAACCACGCGAAAGGGUCGGACAAGGGACAAGACGCUGCGGUAACUACGACUGACAAGAAGGAAGCACUAGUUAACGGGGAUUCGGGGGAGCAAUCUGCACCAGAGGACUUCUCAGCACCUCAGACAGCAGGAGAAGUCAGUGGUGCUUCAGAUACCGACAUCAGCCGUCCCGGAAGCGUAGAUCAGACGAAGCGCGAUGCGGGUCAUUUGCGAACGAGUUCUUUAAAGAAACCCCCUUCCUUCAAGUCUGUAUCUGUAACCAAGAACUUCUUGGCCAAAUCUGCGGUGUCCACACCAACCGCGCGACCGGGGGAUAAGGCUUCUGGCGUUGGACAGACAAGUACUGCAACCCAACCGACUGCGAAACCUAGACUAGUGGCCAAGUCAGGAAGCGGAAUCGGAAACAUCUCUCGCUCUUCCUUGUCGAAAGCGAACGGAUUAGGCACCGGCCCAGAUGCCAGUAAGGUGUGGAACAAGAACCAACCCGUUGCCCCACCGCCACCGAAACAAUUCACGGAUGAGGAGCUUAAACAGCAGUAUGGAAUUCAUUUGGCUACGCGUUUGCAAGCGGACGAGUCGAGCAAAGAAGCGAAGUGGGCAGAUAUUGACGAAGACGAAGAUGACUGGGCGCCAGAUACAGUACAGUGGGCGGAUGGCACCAGAUCCUCUGUAGCCGCAGCUGCUGUCGAGAGCAUACCUCCGCCAGCAGAGGACGUCAAGAGUGCCAGCAAGAAGGAGGAAGCAGCAGCAAAUAUACCCAAGCCAGUCCCCAGCACAAUUUCCGGCUCUCAACGACCGAGUGCGACUAGCGGUACUAAGACCAUUCUCAAACCAGGCGCACAUGCACAAGCAACUGCAGCGAAGUCCAGCCUGGUGCUCAAGGGACAGCCGGAGAAGCCUACACUUGUCGCAAAACCGUCAUCGGCUACACCUGUCAAAUCACCAUGGGCCGCCUUGCCCCCGGUUGACAAAGUGCCGCCUGUGCAGAUCAAUCCUCCCGUACAACAGCCCGUGCCUCCUCGAUAUUCGCAGCGAGAAACUCAAGGUUACGAAACUACGCAUCCGCACUUCCCAACUCGAGAAAUGGCACCGGAUGACUUCAACAGGUCGUGGCGGGACGAUCGUGGCAGCAGGGAACUAUUCAACUCUCAGAGCGGACGGUACGAACCGGUUAGUGAAAUGCGUCGUGGUUCUGUCCGUGACAGUGGCCUUCGACAUCAGCCAUCGCUACUGCAGCGGCCUCCGCAAGAAGGUCCUGCGGAGCCGUCAGCGGCCUUCCAAACAUCACGUACCAGCAGUGAUGCUCCUGCAUGGGGCCGUAGACGCACCUCAUCGAAUGUUAGUGGCGGGAGCGGGAGAAUGUUUAUGGACCGACGAGGACCAGAACACCCAGGCAUGGCUCUGAACAUGCAGCGACGUGACUCGCAUGCCGUCAACGGCACUGAAGCUGUCAGCCCGGGUCUGCCGCGACCAGAACUUGCUCACAAGGGGCCACUCAGCGAGGCACAGCACACCCUCACGGAUCAACACGGAGCAUGGCAGCAGAGAGCGUCGCCUCGCAUGGCCAACGUGCAGCCAUUAUCGCCAUACGGAUCCGUCGGGUCUGCAGGAACCCACGAAGGUACUGUUCCUACACAGGUGGUGCCGACCGAGACUGCAGUCGAGGUUCAAAACAGACUGAUGCGUGAGAAGCUGGAGCGCGCGCGACUGGCAAAGCAGAAAGAACGCGAGAAGGAGGAGCAGGAAGAGGCGGCGAGGAAAGAACGGUUACGCAAGAAGCUCGAGGCCAUGGGUCUUGCCGACGAUGUCAAGCCCAAGUCGAAGGACACCUCCCCGUCGCGCUCUGCUGAGAGGUCUCCACAGAAAGCGAAGGCUACGCCGGCGGUCGCGCAGUCGCCUCCCAAGCCGCCUGUGCCGAAGUCGGAGGGUGAAGUCGCUCAGUAUGGCAUGAUGAAGGUGCACCAGCCGCAGCCGGUGAAGAAGCAGAUGCAUACUGGUGAGGGUGGUGUUGCGAGGCCUACGCGUGGGGCGGAGGAGGUGCCCAAGCCAAGCGCGUCUCCUGUGAAGGGUCGAACUAGCCCAAGCGUUGCCGCUCAACCUCCCUCUUCACCUUCACCACCCGCUGGCAAACCCCAACCCCCCUCCUCACUCACCAGCGAUAAUAGUAAGAAUAAGGACAAUAACGGGCCGGCGGCAGAUAAAAGCCGCCCUCGCCCCCAAGAAAACGCUCCCCUCAACACCUCUCAACCUCUUAAGCCUUCCCAGCCUACACCAUCAGUUUGGUCCUCCACGCUUCCUCAGCAACCUCGCUCUUGGGCAUCCAACGUCUGGGGCCCUCCGCAACCGAAAGACAGAGCGCUUGGCAACGGCAACUUCGACCUCAGCUACAACCGUGGUCAGUCGCGACCGAGUCCUCCACAACUUCCUCCCCAGUCUCAGCAGCCCGGGCAAGCACCUUCACUUGGCUUGCCACCGCCCAUCAAACCUUCGCAACCGCAGCAGACUACACCUAAUCCUCCCUUCGCGCAACCAACAAUGGCUACCCAAGUCGAAACCAUGAAUGCUCCCAAGCUCGUUGCGGGCCCGAAGCAGCCUGGUCCGAUCGCGCCCCCAGUCGCCAACGGUUGGGGCAACUUCGCCGCUGCCAUUCGUCGCGACGACAUUGCCACGAUGGAGAAGAAUCUUCAAGAGUUUGAGCGCAUGGGCGGAAAGUCCUUCAGACCCGAAAUCCACGAGACGUAUACCGAUCAGAAGGGUCAGUCGCAGUCCACGGUCCACACUAAGGCCGGCGGGCCGGCCACUGCAACGAACGCAGGCAAACCCGAGGCCACCCAACCCGUCCGCGCAGAGGGUAUCGCUGCCGUCGCGAAUGAAGCACCUGCUCAGACCGUUGCCAACAACACGGCUGCCAGGUCCUCUCGCUUCUUCCCAAGGGCCUCUGAGGCGACCACGCAACCGGCUCCUCAAGCUAGCAGUUCGGGUUCCCCGCCUCCUCCACCGCCCGAGAUCGAGACGCACCCAGUCUAUGAGACAGGCUCUGCUCGACCUGUGGUCCGGUUCCCCAAGCCCACUCCAACGGGCCCGGUGAGCAUGCCUAGCAGGCCCUCCGGGGUCCGCUUGGGGAUGGGUGCUCGGCCGCUUGCUUUGAAUCCUGAGUGGCAAGCCCGUUUCAAUCGUCUUUGGGCUGAGCCGCAAGCUGCUCCGUCAGCGGCGCCGACCACCGUACACUCUGUUCCAGUCCAACCCGCUGGUGUUUCGAAACCAGGCGCGCUUGCCGUCGCUGCUUCCUCGAAGGCUCCGCUCGAGGUCCGCGAGGUUCAGGCCCCUGCUACAGUCUCGUUGCCGUCUGCUGUUGCCAAGAAGACUAGCGAUGAGAGUCUCAAGGAUGUGACCACCCGUUCCAGCGCUGACAACAUGAUGCUCGAAGAACGCGAGUUUGGUUCUCUUCCGGUAGUCAAGCUUCCGCAUAUGGCCCAUCGAGCCGCUGGCGAGGCACCGGUCAGCAGCCCGACGCACCGACCGAACUUCCGCAACCCGCGCGCUCCGGAGGUCACAACCAAACCUAUGUACAACGGGGUUGAGCAGGAUCGCAAUGCCGAUACUAUCAACGUCAUCAUCCUCCUGCCCGGUAUGAGUUCAUCUAUCACGAAGACUAUGCCGAAGAAGCGCGAGCAGCGGAGGAAUGCCGGUCCCAGAGGCCCCAAGCGCACCAACUACAAUUCGAACAACGCAGGAUCGAGCAGUGGCAACGGUCCCCGUCCUCGCAAGCCCUCCAGCUAUCAGGGACAGGGCUCCAACACGAGCAAUUCCACUCGGCCUUCUGGCGGCAACGGAUGGAAUGGCACCCGCUCCGGUCAAACAUGGGCUAGGCGCACCGAUGCGGUCCAUUGAAGUCACAACUUCUGAAGAAGCUCAACCGAUCUAUUGCGAUGGAUGCGUUUCCUCGUUCUCGGAUAGAAGGCGUUCGGCUUAUCUGUUUGCCAUUGUCCUCUGACUCGGCUUACCAUGACGGUGUCCAGGGUUCGGGUAUUGAAGAAUCCAACGUGGGUUCGUAUUGCAGCACAUCUUGUUAUUGCACUUCCUCCUGUC